Molecule: messenger RNA, 3804 nt
Organism: Cydia pomonella (codling moth)
Lineage: Eukaryota; Metazoa; Arthropoda; Insecta; Lepidoptera; Tortricidae
Exons: 2
Coding region: 1336-2931 (531 amino acids)
Source: RefSeq, a predicted model, not a curated record
UAUGUAAAAAAAUAAACGAUAUCGUUUACUUUUUUAAAUGUGGCCAUACUUUGCUUUGACUUGUCAGUGUCAUAUCAUACGUCAAAAUUGGGAAGCUAGGUUAUGUAGAUUGCAGUGCCGCUUUGAAUAAUCGCCGUUAUAUUUUAUUGAUAAAAGAGUGCCUAAAGCAAGAAUAAACUUUAAAUGUCGUUUCUUUGUUUACAGAGCAACACAUGAAGUUAUUCUUUGUUCCAAUUCAUACCAACAAAAGUGAAAUCAUCUUAUAAAACGACAUUUCUAGUUACAAGAUUCAAGGGAAGAUGACGAAACUUCGUUUUGAAUUCACAAUACUACCUGGAAGUGACGAAAAAACAAAUGUCUGUUGUGUAACGUCAAUAACCACCGAGGACAACAAGAGUUAUGCAUUACCGGACGGAUUGCAGUCAGUUAGCCAGCACAAAGAAUUGAUAAAGACAGCGGCGUAUAGUAAGGUGAAAAAUAGUCUGUCGAAAAGGUACCAGACAAGGAGAAUUUGGAUCUCGCUGACCGAGGAACUGGAGCAAAUUUAUAUGGAUGAGGAUGGCAAUGUACAGUUUGCAGACAGAUACCUGGAGGAAUUAAAUCAGGACCAAUGUGCUUCUACUACACCCACUGCUGCCGGCACAAAAGGGACCAAUACUUUAGAAAAAUUGUUAGAAAAAUUAAUAGAAAGUACACAGGAAAGUAAACAACCGAGCUUGAAGAAUAUUGCGGACAAGUUUGUGAUAGAGAAGUUUACUAGCAAGCAUUCUAAUGCAACUCAAUGGAUGGACAUUUUUGAAAAGGAAUGUGAGCGCUUCCAGAUAUCGGAUGAAAAUAAGAUUGAAGUUCUUAGGCUCUUUAUGGAUAAAAGUUGUGUAGAUUGGUACAGUUCCAUGGUUAUAAAAUUGACUAUGAAGGCAGAAUGGUCUGAGUGGAGGAAAAAAUUUUGUGAAUCAUUUGUUAGCAAAGGGUGGAGCCCAGUUACAUAUGCAUUACUGUAUAAAUAUAAGGAUGGCUCACUGUUGGAUUAUGCUAUAAAGAAAGAAAAGCUUUUACUUGAUAUGAGAAAGUCAAUUGAUUCUGGUACAUUGGUGGAUCUUAUUGCAGUUGGUUUGCCGGAGUACAUAUUAAACAAAAUUGAUAGAGUGUCGGUAGUUGAGAAUUGUGCACCCACCCUAGAUUAUUAAUAAACAGUCUUGAAGUCCAACUCGAGUAUCAUUGACGCCUACCAUGACAUGGCGCAGCCGGAAAUUAUUUAAAUGGUUCAAACAAAGAUAAAAUAGUAUAAAAAGUUAUAAUAUUUAAUUAACAGGACUCAGUUGUUUAUAUACUAAAAUGGAAACAGUGCUUACGCCUCCGUUACCGUUUACUUAUGAUCAAAGUUUAUUGAACAUUACUACGGGCAGUUUAAGUGAUAGUUGGAAAAAAUGGAGUAAGGGAUUUACAAUAUAUUUCGACGCGUGUGAACUUUCUAAAAAAACAUCGGCCAUACAAAUAAAUAUAUUGCUUCAUAUAGUGGGUGAACAGUGCAGGGAAUUGUAUGAACAACUAAAUGUGAAGUGUACUACGGUAGAACAGGUUUUGGACGAAUUUAAAAAAUAUUUUGAUCAAAGGAAAAACUUAACGGUUGAGAGGCAUCGAUUUUUUACGCGAAAUCAGGCAGAAAGUGAAACAAUUGAACAAUAUGUGUUUGAUUUAAAGAAAUUAUCAACUUCAUGUGAGUUUGGAACUUUAUGUGAUUCCUUAAUUAAGGAUAGGUUGAUAUGUGGCAUCGCGAGCAAAGCUAUUCGGGAGAGAUUAUUACGUGAAGCCGACUUGACUUUAGAACAAGCUAUGGAGAUUUGUCGAGCGGCUAUAGUAUCUAAAGUGUAUUCGGAAAAAAUUGUUGAAGACUCGCGAGAGAAAUCGGUACAUAACAUAACGACGGGUGACAACAACAAUUCAUUGCAAGAUAAUAAUGUAUGGCAAAUAUCACAAAGAGGAGGUUACGGUCGCGGCCGUGGACGGUUCGCGGGGUCGCGAGGCGGCCGUGGCGCCGGGCGCGGCGCGGGAGCUUGGAGCAGGAGCGGUUGGCGCGCGCAGGACUCGACCGUGUCGGCGCGAGCGGCGGCUGGCGCGGGCGGGAGCGCCGCUGGUGCUCGUAGUGCGGCGCAUGUGUAUAAUAACGGUACUCGUUGUUGUAACAAAUGUGGUACAACGCACGGAAACUAUGCGUGCCCAGCGUAUGGGAAACGUUGUUUACGGUGUUCGCGCAUGAAUCACUUUUCGCGUAUGUGUGGCGUAUAUCAAAUUGAGGAGUCGGACCAACAGGUAAUAUAUUGUCUUAAUAAUGAGAUAGAUGAAUGGACGAUUGUUUUAAAUAUUAAUAGCCAUAAUUUAAGGUUUAAACUUGAUACGGGAGCCGAAGUUAAUGUUUUGCCAUUACGCUACUUAUCUCAAGUUGGUUUAAGCAAAGAAAAUUUAAUGGUUACCACGUCGCGGCUUCACGGUUAUUCUGGAAAGAACUUGGAAGUUCUAGGCAAAUGUUUUUUGAAAGUGGUAUAUAAAGAUAAUGUAUAUUUUUUGGAAUUUAAAGUGGUGGAUGUGCCGUCCUCUCCUGUAUUAGGUAAAUAUGAUUGCAAGGUAAUGAAUUUGGUUAAAAGAGUAUUCGCAGUGAGUGAAAUGGAGCAAUUGAACUCUCCGGCUUUUGUUACGGAAUAUAAAGAUGUAUUUCAGGGUAUAGGUUGUUUGCCUGGUAGUUAUAAAAUUAGAGUGAAUCGCGAAUGCAAGCCUGUGGUGCACGCUCCAAGAAAGGUACCAAUACCAUUGCGAGAAAAACUAAAGGCAAAGUUAGAAGAUAUGGAGCGACAAGACAUCAUAGCAAAGGUUGAGGGCCCUACUGAUUGGGUCAACAGCAUGACUAUCGUAAAAAAAACCAAAUGGAGAUCUUAGGAUAUGUUUAGACCCGAAAGAAUUGAAUCAAGCUAUAAAACGAGAACACUUUAGUUUGCCUACGUUAGACGAAAUAGUUUCGAAUUUGUCAGGGGCUCAGUAUUUUAGCACACUAGAUGCUACUAAUGGUUUUUGGCAAGUAAAAAUAGAAAAUAGUGAUCUUUGCACUUUUAAUACACCGUUUGGGAGAUAUAAGUUUCUACGUAUGCCCUAUGGAAUAUCGUCUGCGUGUGAGGUUUUCCAUCGCAAAAUAUAUGAGAAUUUUGACGAUAUCGAAGGAGUUUGUAUGUACGUAGAUGACAUUUUAGUCUUUGCAAAAACGAAAUCUGAGCAUGAUGAGAGGUUGAGACAGGUAUUAGAGAGAUGUCGUAAAAUUAAUUUAAAAUUAAAUUUUGCUAAGUGUAAAUUUGGUCUUGAGGAAAUUAAAUACUUAGGACAUAAAAUUACGAGGAAAGGUCUAUACCCAGAUGAUAGUCAUAUAUCGGCUAUUAUUAAUAUGCCUAGGCCACAGAACAGUAAGGACGUUGAACGUUUGUUAGGAUUAACAACGUACGUGGGUAAUUUCAUACCUAAUCUUUCUAAUAAAACCGAACCACUCAGAGAAUUGUUGCGGAAAGAUAUAGAGUGGCAUUGGAGUGAGAGACAUGAAAACACAUGGAAUAUCAUAAAAAAAUGUUUGUCCGAAAAACCAGUGCUACAAUAUUACAGUAUGUCUAAGCCCAUAAAACUUUCAGUAGAUGCGAGUAAGAGUGGCCUGGGAUGUGUACUUUUACAAGAUGGUCUGCCCGUGUGUUAUGCCUCAAAAGCACUUACAAAAACUGAGCAGAGAUACGCACAAAUAGAGAAAGAGUUAUAUGCAUGCGUAUACGCAUA